AUGAGAGGGAUCUAUCGAGGCCAAUUCUGCCUAUUCUCAGCAUCUGCUCAGUCAUCGUCAUUAGCGCUAUACUCGGAUCAUUAUGCACCUCUCCGAUAUAAACAGGAAACAGCAUCGGUUUAUUUCUUUUGCCAUAUCAGUUGUCGUUGUUUUGUGGUUUAUUUGUUGUAUUUCACUUUAUUGGAACUCACCUGUCUAUCAGGUUCAAUGCCAUUUAUUACUUUCUAUAUUCAAUCGUAUGUCGUUCAACAGCUAUGUUGCGCAUCAUUAGCAUUAAUAAUGGCAAUAGUUCAAAGUGUUCUACAAAAAAGGUCCACUCGAAUUAUAAAUAUCACCAUUGUUGUAAUGAAUUCCUGCCAACUGGCACAAGAAUUAGCUCAUGCAUGGAGUACUUAUUAUGUGUGCAUUUAUAUGAAAUCUGUUGCUGUACACGUUGAUAGUAAUCUUCUUUUUGACCAGGUCAUGAUUUCGAUUACGUUGCUAAUCCAUGGCUGUCGCCUAAUUCUAUGUGCACUCGUAACUGCUUCACUUUCGGGCUACGCGUUCGAAGAGGAGAUGUUAAAACGAAUUAUAUUUCAGCCGGAUCCAGAUCGGCUUGUCUCCGUCGCUCAGGCAGCCCAGGCAUCGCGACAUGAUGAGCUGUGCUCUUUAUUUUUGUUUCUGGAAUCAGUUAUCCUGGCUUUAGCUUAUAUUGCACUUGAUAUUUCCUAUUUCACACUAAAUAUAACCCGUCGAACUUUAACUGCAAGCACAGGCAUUUCAUUAUUUUAUGCCCUUUUUCUUGCGCUUUCAUUUCAUAUUUAUAGAAGGGAUCACAUUACAAUAGCCUUGAAAGUAGGUUGUGUAUUUGCGAUCAUUCUUUUAAACUGUUCGUUACACACUAUUUAUAUGUUUGGUGAAGAAUUUCUCAUUGGAACACUAAACAUAAAAUUAUUCAGUGUGGAUUUGAUAAUCGCUGUUUAUUCAACUUUCAUCGCGAUUCAUUGCCUUCGUUUUAAUACGCGAACUAUUUUGACUCAUACGGUACUCCAAAGUCAACCUUCAUGCAUAUCCGCACUUUUAAAAAUGCUUAAUCAUUUAGCCACUAUCAAUUUUCUAACAUUAACACUCGAAUUCUCAUUGAUACUUAUUAUGAAAGUAGGCUGGAAAAUGAACGAUCCUUCAAUUAACUUUGGUAUUCACGAUUGGAUAAGUGUUCUAUCAACUUUUGUCCUACAAAAAUGGGUUUGCUUAUACGAACGAUAUCAAAGUUGCCUUCUGAUUCUCAUUUUACAACUGGUAGUUGAAUGUAUCACAACUUUAUCAUUUCUCUCAGCCCAAACAAACUAUAUACAAUUAAUGAUAUCGUUGGCUCGGUCAAACGCAAAUAUCAAUAGGCUCCGUCAACUUUUACCUGUCGACCACAUCAUCAUUAUACUCGUAUACACUGAUCAUAGUUUGCAAGUAUUACAAUGGGCGAUUUCUUUGUGUUCGCUAGGAUUUUCGCUUAUUGUUCUCAACGAAAUCGUCGUUGACAAAAAUGAAACAAAUGGCGAUUUGCACCCCACUGUGGCGGUAACAAAUGAACCGCACAUGGCACCGAAAAAUGAACCUAUUUCAAUAAACGGUUUAAAUGGUUUUAACAACAAUGCUUUUGAAGACGAUACAAUUCAGAUUGUUGAAAUUGAACCUUCAGGAUUAACGACGAAUACUGAGAACGUUGCCUAA
This is a messenger RNA of Dracunculus medinensis (Guinea worm), 1707 nucleotides long. The record is from the annotation of a GenBank genome assembly. Lineage: Eukaryota; Metazoa; Nematoda; Chromadorea; Rhabditida; Dracunculidae.